Prorocentrum cordatum is the source of this 434-nucleotide messenger RNA. The record is from the annotation of a GenBank genome assembly. NCBI's taxonomy places the organism in Eukaryota, Dinophyceae, Prorocentrales, Prorocentraceae.
ACCAAGGCCCCCCCGAAGCUGGCGCCCCAGAACAGCGCGGCCAUCAGGGGCCCGCACAACGGCGCGGGCGAAUUCUGGAUGCUCGGCUUCGCCAGCGAAGCGGUGCAGAGCUCCGCGGGGACGGGGCGAGAAUGCAGCCGCAAGGCCGAGGGGCUCGGCAAAGGCUACAAGUCAGGGCGACCGCGCGGACGCGCAGCCGCCAGCUCCGUGGACGGUCUGGCUACGGAGAUGACGAACGACGCGGACCUGCCAGAGACGCAGCGGGGCAUCAAGGUGACAACGGAGAUACUCAAGGAGCGCAAGGUGCAGGCGACGCACCAGCGCGACGCGGCGAUGGACGACCGCGAGCGCCGGGCCAAAGUGACAUUCGCGGCAAACACCAGCCCCUGCAUCAGAGCGGCCCUCUUCAAGGGCAACAUCGAGGAAAUGCGGCA